AUGUCCGCCUCCAACAAAGCCCCCAGUCGCUCUGACAUGAUUCUCGCCAUGAAUGAUCCCUACAUGCAGCAGAUUAUCGACGGCACAAAGACAUACGAGUUCAGAAAGUACAACAUGGCCGGCAUCCAGCGCAUCUGGUUCUACCGCACCGCUCCACAUUCGGCUGUCACGCACAUCUGCCCCGUGAACCAAGCCGCCACGAAAAACAAUGGCGAUGAGCCUCUCCCCGAAGACGGCCUGGGGAACAAAGAGUACAACGAGAAAGGUCCAGACUACGAGGGCUAUGAUUACGCAUAUCGCAUUAAGGAAGUGUAUGAGAUCAACGCUGAAGGAGGCAAAGGCAUCACUUGGGCUAUGAUGAGGGAUGAGCACGGCAUGAAGAUUCCGCCACGGGGCAGGGUCACGGUCCCGGAGUCGAUGGUCGCGCAGUACCGCUUGGAGGAUCAGAAGAAAGUUCUGUGA
Messenger RNA from Fusarium sp. VM40, 462 nucleotides. Lineage: Eukaryota; Fungi; Ascomycota; Sordariomycetes; Hypocreales; Nectriaceae. The record is from the annotation of a GenBank genome assembly.